Messenger RNA from Helicoverpa zea (corn earworm), 3310 nucleotides. Its product is annotated as mediator of RNA polymerase II transcription subunit 15-like. NCBI's taxonomy places the organism in Eukaryota, Metazoa, Arthropoda, Insecta, Lepidoptera, Noctuidae. The transcript is spliced from 2 exons. Bases 1 to 3237 code for a protein of 1078 amino acids. The record is from RefSeq and is a predicted model, not a curated record.
AUGGGGAGAAAGGCAAUAUUAGCGGUCGUGUGUUGGCUGGCCAUAAGCCAGGCCUUUGGUGACAAAGGCAAAGCUGCGCAGUUAGCAGCAGUCAAAGACAAUGAGAGUGCAGAGAGUGCCCCGCGCCUGUACCGUAACGUUCCUCUCGGAGUGUAUGCCAGUGCCGCGCCCUACGCCUCCUACUCGUUCCACCUGCCGCAAUUCAUCCCUGUGCCCAACGCUGCUGCCUCGCAAGUCGCCCCGGUGCAGCAGAAGCCAGUGAAUAAAAAUGUUAACACAUAUUUAAUGGACUCCUAUGGAAACAGAUACUUUGAAGGCCCCCAGCAAGCUCCGUAUAAGGCUGCAUUCCCCCAACAGUAUGUGUCGCUUCAGCCGAAAUUGCCGGAACAUUUGGCCCAACCAUUAGUCGCUGCGUCUCCCAACUUUCAAUUCAAGCAGUCAGCUCCGCAAGUGUUCUUUGGUGCGCCCUUCAGAGUCCCAGCUCUCCAGAGUCCGGCCCCGACUCCACUCAACCAAUUUCCUAGUUUCGGACACUUAAUGUAUGCAGGGAAUGUUCAAAGCUUAGCGCCCACUUUAAAUACUCACAAUAACGGCUUUAGAGCUCCAAACGCACAGCAACAGUCGACAAACAACAAAGCAGUAUUUUCCAAUACACAGCCGCUUGAGCAAUACAGCAAUUUGAAAAAUCAACCGACGUUCCAGAGGCAGCAAGAAUUACCUGAUGUAAUUGUAGGCAAACCUAAGAUCCAAAACGUCCAGGAAAAAGGGCCUGUGUCGCAUGGUGAACCGAAGUUUCAGCGCAUCCAAGAAAUUCCCCACGGUGCUCAUGGUGAGGUGAAGUUCCAACGUAUUCAAGAAAAACCCAAUAGUGACAGUAGUGAAUCCAAGCAUCAACAAGUACACGACAUCUCACAUUCCUCCUAUGAACAUCCGAAGUUCGAACGUAUUGAAGAGAGCAGUCCACAUGCGUCACAUGAGGAAGUGAAAUCACAUCGUAUUCAUGAAAUACCUCACGAGGAACACGGAGGGCCGAAAUACCAGAGAUUCCAAGAAUCACCUGAAGUGGUCCACGUCGAACAUAGUUAUGAACCACGACAAGAAGCUCCAAAGCCUGUGGAGAAAAAAGCGCCCGGAACUAAAGCUCGGUUACAAUCAGCUCCUGCCAAACAAACGACUAUCACUUAUGUUAACGAGUUCAACGGAAAGAAAAAUAUUGUGAAAGUGAAAAGUGAACCCCUUCCUCUCUUAGACUUAACUCUUCUUGAGCCUCUGACGUUUGCAAACCCUCUGGUACCUCAAGUGCAACACUUUUUGCCGAGAAUCAACCAGGCAACGUACCAAAAAUUGCCGCAACCUAAUAUCGGUGACGUCAAAAAUUAUCAGAAAGAGUUUGUGGUACAGAAGACAAUGUCAUAUGACAGCGGGAACAUCAAUGAAAAGCCACAGAAGCAAGCAAACAAGAAGAAAGACAAGAAACCAACAUACAAACAGAGCAAAAAGAAUGAUGCUCCGAAGAAAACAAUAGUCACGCAUCACGAGACUCUUGAUGAUGCUCCAGAAAUUGUAUAUGAAAUCAAUGCACCUGGACAUAAAGAAACAAUCAGCGAAAAAACAAUCAGCUAUAACAAGGAAACACAGUCGGAACCGGUACAUUAUAGCUAUGGUUCUAAAUCUCAGAAAGAGCCCGUUACAUACAGUUUCUCCCGAUCAUCAAAGGAACCGCUACAAAUAAAGGAAGUUCAUUAUCAUGGUAACGGUCCGAUGCACCUCGUGUAUAAUUUCAAACCUGAGGAACAGCAUCAUCAGCAUCAUCCAGAGGAGGAACAACACCACCAGCACACUAACGAGCCACACGGUGAUGGAGAGAAUCACAAACAUCAUGAAUCAUCUCAUGAGUCCGAAAAUAGCGGUCCAGCACAUCAUCAUCAUCACCAGCAUACCGAGAAUUAUAAAGAUCACCCCAAAUCUUCUGAGGAGCAUCACGAACCACCUCACAAAGAACAAGAACACCACCGAGGUGCGAGUCACGAAAAUCAACAUGAGCCCGUGCAUACAAAUCAACCAAAAUAUUACCCCGGCUCAGGUCAAACCAAAAUACACUUCGAUUACGAACCCAUUACUCAGGAAUACGAAGAAGAUAUACGUUUGCUCGCUAAUGCACAAAUUAAAGUGGAUCCCAGUCAACAUGUGCAGCCAAAGUCUAAGGAACGUGAGCAGUCUCCUCAGGAGGACGAGGAGUCUCACCCGCCGCACAGACAUCAUCACGCCUCGCACGAGAAGCACUCGCAUCAGUCAGCACCGCAGCAAUCGCACCAGCACUACUCACCCCCACAGUCAGGCACGUACCACGGCCCCGCAGCACAUGUCAUGGAGAAAUCUAAACGCAUCAUAAUCCACGACGAAUCGCCUGAUGAAAUGCACAUGCACCAAGAACAAAUGAAAGAGGAAGUCAUUGACCGAGAAGAAAAUAAUGAAGAGGACUUUGAAAAGGCGUACAAAAAUGCUGCGAUUGGUUUCCCCGCAUACACCAACGAGGCCUUAGAAGCUGCAGAAAAAGAUAUUUUCGAUCCCGAAAGUUAUGGUGUUCCUCCCGACCACGUGGAGUAUAACAUUGAACACACCCCUUUCCAACAAUAUCAAGAAGAUGGCGACGAAUUCCCAAAAGAAGCUCGCUCGAGCUAUAAAGACUCAAGAGACAAAAUGAAAGAAAACUACUACACAGAUUACUCAAUUAGCAAGCCAGAAAGUUUACUCGAUCGAUACCAAAAUAAACUAGGCUAUUACAAGUUAUAUAAACAACAAAAGCCUGAUUAUUAUGUGUCCGACGAAAAAGAAGACGAUAAGAAAAAACAAAAACCAAAGUUCGCUAAGUACUCGGUGGCGCCUACGUUUGGCUUUCCCAAAAAAAAGGAGGAGAAGACAGAAUCUUUUUACGGUAGCCACAAACCAAAGCAACAGUUGUACGAAUAUGAUUAUUCGAAGGGAGCGCCGCGAGACAGUUCAGCGUUCGCGUCGCGACCCUUUCAAAGGUAUAGAAGCAAGACAAACUUCGUAGAGCCGCAGUUCCAGUACGGGUUCGAGCCGAUCACGAUACCAAAGCUUCUCGACAGCGAGCUCGCCGCGAUGGCGAGCAGCCAUAAUCCCGAAAGUGAAAAGCCGGGCAUGAGGAAGAAAGUCUACAAAGAAAACUGGUACAUAAAGAAAACGAGUACAGCCGCUGGGGCGCCGGCUAGCUGAUUAAGACUUAUUUAUUGUUGUGUUAAGUUUAACUUGUUAUAAUAGUAAAUUAAUAAAUUGUUAAUUAUUUAAA